AUAAACCAACAACCACCCAGAGACCAUCUACAACAAAACCAGUGAACUGUCCAGAUGAACAGAAACUAUGUGCCGAUGGGAAAACGUGCAUUCCUCAAACUGACUUCUGUAAUGGAAUACAAAACUGUCCUGAUGGCUCAGAUGAGAAGCCGAGUGUCUGUGCAACAGUGUGUGAUGGACAGUUUCUCUUGCUUGGUUCAUCCGGAUCCUUCCACUCAAAAAACUUUUCAGAUGAUGGACUCGCAGCCUGCCGUUGGAUUAUUCGGGUCACUGAGGGAUUGGCUAUAAAACUGAUCUUUCAUACUUUCGAUACGGAACAAGAUCUUGAUUUUCUGACGCUAUAUGAAGGCAUCGGCUCCACAAAAACAUUAGCAUACUUUCUCUCAGGCACAUCUCCCGGAGACCUCUGGCUUUUAUCUCAUGAAGCAACUGCUGAAUUUAACUCUCAAACCGGGAACCGCCAAGGCUUCAACGCUACUUACAUGGCAGUCAACAUCAGUGAUUUUUCUAAUGAAGAGAAGAUAAACUGUUCCUUUGAAGAGGACUUCUGUCUCUGGAGGAAAGAACUUAAUGACGAUGGCGAGUGGGUACGGGCACAAGGCGAGACUCCUCCAUCAGACACUGGCCCAAGCUUUGAUCACACAACAGGCAACCAAUCAGGGUAUUACAUUGUGACCCCUCGGACUUCUGGAAAUUGGGAAAGAAAAUUCCGUCUCUACAGUCUUCCUCUGACUCCUACAAAGGAAUUGAUGUGUCUGCAGUUCUGGUAUCAUAUGUUUGGGGAGCAUGUUAGACGUCUGACGGUCACGAGUGAGGGAAGGUCAACCAUCACUGUCCUCUUCCAGAAAGAAGGGAACUAUGGGGACAACUGGAACUACGGCCAAGCCACACUAAACAUCUCUGCAGAUACUGUGGUGGUCUUUGAAGCUCAGAAGUCAUCAGGAAUUCUUAAUGAUAUUGCCCUGGAUGAUAUCAGCAUAGUGCCUGGUUCCUGCGAACAGAUUCCUCCUGACCCGACUCCGGUCCCCCCUCCAGUCAAUCCACCAGAGGAUUGUGGGGGACCCUUUGACCUGUAUGAACCAAACUCGACGUUCAGCUCUCCAAACUACCCAGAUGGUUACGGACAUAAUGCUUCAUGUAUGUGGACUUUACAUGCUAAGGAAGGGCAGAAUAUCCAAUUACAUUUUCAAGAUGUUGCUUUAGAGGCUAGUUAUGACGUCUUGGAAAUUCGAGAUGGAGUAGAGCCCUAUUCUGAUUUGCUAGGUGUCCUAACUGGGGAGCGCUCCUUUCCGGAUCUUUUUUCCACAACCUCUCAGAUGACUGUCAUGUUAUUCACUGAUGCAAAAACAAACAACAGAGGCUUUCUAGCCAACUUCAGCGCAGGCGUUAACCUUGGCCAACCUGAUCCUUGCCCUUCUGGACAGUUUCAGUGUGGUGCAGGAGCAUGUGUGUCCAAUGCCAGUGUGUGUGAUGGGGUAGAAGACUGCCCUAAUGGCACUGAUGAAGCUGAUUGUGUGCAUGUAAUAAAAGAUAACACCACUGGAACUGAACGACUGAAACUUCGAAUCCAGAAUAAUUUAUACACGGUGUGUGCUCAAGACUGGACCCCUCAGUUUUCAGACUUCUUCUGCCGCUAUUUGGGCUACAGGUCAGGGGUUGCCUUGUUCUCCAUCACUGUGGAAGGAGAUGGUCCAUUUACUACUGUAAAUGUGAACACUAAUGGCUCACUGGAACUGAAACCCAGUGACAAAUGUAUCAGUGAGAAGAUCGUUUCACUGCACUGCAACAAUCAACCAUGUGGUGUCCGUAAAGUACCUUCAAAAAGCAAGAUAAUUGAGGAAACGGAUGGAAAAAAAGAAGGCAGAGUGGUAGGAGGACAGGAUGCCCAGAGAGGAGCCUGGCCAUGGAUGGUGUCUCUGCAGUGGCUUGGUGGACAUGCAUGCGGAGCCACACUGAUUGACAGAGAGUGGUUGAUUACAGCAGCACACUGUGUCUAUGGGAGGAAUGUUCAGCUGUCGAACUGGGCGGCUGUUUUGGGCCUUCACGCUCAGUUUGAGACGAUUAACCCCAACAAGCAAGUCUUUUCAGUGGAUCAAGUUAUCAUGCACAAGCACUAUAACAAGAGGACAAAGGAAUCUGACUUUGCUCUAAUGCAUUUAAAGACACCUGUCAGCUACACAGAUUAUGUUCAGCCUAUCUGCCUACCAGAUCCCGGAGCACACUUUGAAGAAGGGAGAAAGUGUUUUAUUGCUGGUUGGGGAUUACUGUCUGAAAGCGGUUUAAAAGCUGAUGUGUUACAGCAGGCUGUUGUGCCUCUGUUGAGCAACACACAGUGUCAGGAAUGGCUGCCUGAAUACAACUUUACAGAGCGCAUGAUGUGUGCUGGGUAUGCUGAGGGUGGAGUCGACACUUGCCAGGGGGAUUCUGGCGGUCCGCUGAUGUGUGAAGAGGAAGGGCAUUGGGUUCUUGUGGGCGCAACGUCUUUUGGUAUCGGUUGUGGACGACCUCAGCGGCCUGGAGCAUAUGCUCGUGUCAGUCAGUUUGUUGACUGGGUAGCAGAGAACCGACGGCUGUAUUCAGAUUGGAAAGGGUCAUAAUUAAGUGUGCAGUGAUAUACAUUUUUUUUCUUGGUUUCCAUGGCCUUUUAGACACCCUAAAGAGUUUGUAACUUCAUUGUCACUGCUAAAAACGUGAGUGGUGGAGGAAAAUGCAUUUGUUCGUGACCCAAUAGGCUCCUUGAUGUAAAAACGACAUUGAAAAUGUCAUUAAUGUCAUCAAAAACACAUUAAAAAUGUAAAUCGAUUUAAUGUCAUUUGACUAUCUUAAUGUAAAAGGGUCAUUAAUACUAUAAAGUGCCAUUAAAUAAAAAAAUAAAAUAAAUUUGGGAUUUUUUACUUAACCACACAGUUAAAUUAUUUAGACUGUAAGAAAUUAUUGUUGGUCAGCUCCUGCACUUUUUAUAAAUAAUCUGCAAGCAGAAAAACAUUAAAAAACCUCAAAUUGUGUCAACCCUGUCAUGGACAAAUUCAAAGUAGUAUAAGUAUAUUUCAUUGCAGUGUGAUUAUAAAAAAUCCAUUACCUUUCGGAAUUGAAAAAGAAAAAAAAUGAAUUCACUGACAUUUCAUGAAAAAUAAUACAUUCUGAUUGAUUUUUGAUGUUUUUUGACAACAAUUUUAAAAGUUUAUUUAAUCAAGGUGGUUUACAAGCAUUUGGAAACACAAAAUUAUGUGUACGUUUGUAAUUGAAUCUUUCAGAUGAAUAAUUAUGUUAUAAUACUGUUUGUGUUGUUGUUGUUUUUUUGGCGGUCAAAAGGGUGUGGAUAUUAAAUGGACAUCAAGGUUUUGACAUAAAUAAUUUGCAUUUUUGACUUUUUUUUCCAUGUCAAUGUCAAUUUGAUGUUGUUUUGACAUUAAGGUGCCCGCUGGAAUUUGUCAGUAAUCAUUGCUAAAAUGUGAUAUUGCUAACUCAAUUGCUAACUCUUAUUUUGUAGAUACAAUGUUGAAGUUUACUAAAAGGAAUAUUAAUUUGCUAAGUAAAUAAAAGACUUUCUUGUAAUGGUUAAGAAGUUUGUUGUGUGUUGGAAUAAAAAAAAACGAAUUCC
This is a messenger RNA of Danio rerio (zebrafish), 3601 nucleotides long. The record is from RefSeq and is a predicted model, not a curated record. Lineage: Eukaryota; Metazoa; Chordata; Actinopteri; Cypriniformes; Danionidae.